This is a messenger RNA of Dioszegia hungarica, 1521 nucleotides long. RefSeq names its product aldehyde dehydrogenase domain-containing protein. Bases 1 to 1521 code for a protein of 506 amino acids. Gene Ontology annotation, molecular function: aldehyde dehydrogenase (NAD+) activity. The transcript has 9 exons. NCBI's taxonomy places the organism in Eukaryota, Fungi, Basidiomycota, Tremellomycetes, Tremellales, Bulleribasidiaceae. The record is from RefSeq and is a predicted model, not a curated record.
AUGGCACCCACCUACACCCACAAGUUUGACCACGCCGCGUUCAAGGGCGAGGUUGAGAUCCCGCUCGGACUGUUCAUCAACGGAGAGCACGUUGAGAGCAAGGAUGGCAAGACGAUUGACACCAUCAACCCCACCACCGGCGAGGUCAUCUGCUCCAUCGUCGAAGGUACCGCCGCCGACGUUGAGAUUGCCGUCGAUGCCGCCCGUGAGGCGUUCGAGAACACCUGGGGCUACAACACCCCCGGCUUCGAGCGUGGCAAGCUCCUUAUGAAGAUCGCGACUCUCAUGGAGCGUGACGCCGACAUCCUAGCCUCCAUCGAGUCUUUGGACAACGGAAAGGCCUUCACCGCUGCCAAGUACUUUGACGUGACCGAGUCUGCCGCGACUUUCCGAUACUACGGUGGUUGGGCCGACAAGAUCCACGGAAAGACCAUCGAGCAGUCUACUGGCAAGUUUGCGUACACCAAGCACGAGCCCGUCGGUGUUUGUGGUCAGAUCAUCCCAUGGAACUUCCCCCUCCUCAUGUUCUCGUGGAAGAUCGCACCGGCGCUCGCUGCGGGCUGCACGGUCGUCAUCAAGCCGUCCGAGCUCACCCCGCUCACCGCCGCGUACAUGACCAAGAUCUUCCAGGAGGCUGGCGUGCCCAAGGGUGUCGUCAACGUCGUGUGCGGCUACGGCCCCACUGUCGGGAACGCCAUCACCUCGUCCAAGAAGGUCGACAAGGUUGCGUUUACUGGUAGUACCCCCGUCGGCCGCAAGGUCAUGGAGGAGGCGUCCAAGUCGAACAUCAAGAAAGUCACCCUUGAGCUCGGUGGAAAGGGCGCCAACAUCAUCUUUGAGGACGCCGACAUCUCCGAGGCCGUCAAGUACGCUGCUCAGGGUAUCUUCUUCAACCACGGUCAGACCUGCUGUGCCGGUUCGCGUAUCUUUGUCCAGCGCAAGAUCUACGACGAGUUUGCUCAGAAAUUUGCCAAGGUCACCCAGCAGCUCAAGGUCGGUGACCCGUUCGAGACUGCGACCUACCAGGGCCCUCAGGUCUCGCAGACCCAGUACGACCGAAUCAUGAACUACGUCGAGUGCGGCAAGCAGGAGGGCGCGACCGUUAUCACCGGCGGUAAGCGCCACGGAAAGACUGGAUACUUCAUCGAGCCCACCAUCUUCGGCGACGUCACCUCCAACAUGAAGAUUGUCCAAGAGGAGAUCUUUGGCCCCGUCGUCGUCAUGACCGCCUUUGACACCGAAGAGGAAGUCAUCAAGGAGGCCAACUCGACCAACUACGGUCUCGCCUCGGCCGUCUUCACCCAGAACCUCUCGCGCGCCCACACCGUCGCUGGCAAGCUCAAGUCGGGUACCGUCUGGAUUAACUGUUACAACGAGCUCCACCCCCAGAUUCCGUUCGGUGGGUUCAAGGAGUCGGGUAUUGGUCGCGAGUUGGGCGAGUACGCUCUCGAGAACUAUACCGAGGUCAAGGCCGUGCAUGUCAAUCUUUCGGCCAAGUGCGGUUUCCCCGUCGAUGUGUAG